Molecule: messenger RNA, 846 nt
Organism: Stereum hirsutum FP-91666 SS1
Lineage: Eukaryota; Fungi; Basidiomycota; Agaricomycetes; Russulales; Stereaceae
Exons: 4
Coding region: 1-846 (281 amino acids)
Source: RefSeq, a predicted model, not a curated record
AUGUGGUCCCCUUCCAGCAACUUCUACGCUCGCACACCAGUUCGUGCGCCCUCGUUCCCGACACCGCUACCCUACCGCCUACCCAACCCAUACCAAACUAUUCGUGAUCCUCCAACCCCACCGCCCUCGCCACCCUACUAUCACUACAAUCCAGCGAGUUACUCUCCUCCACCACGACAACCGAUGCCUUCCCACAUGCGACUCGACAGUUGGCCAAGCACCCCGUUCCCGCUCAACAAAGUCUGCGAAGUCUUCAUGAAAAUGUGCUGUUUGAUCUGUUACGGACGCAGAGACCUACAGGAAGCUUGGGAUGCCGGCGAGAAUGGCGAGAGAUGGGCUGUUUUCAAGGAUCGCUACACCGAUCGAAUUUCGCAGCUGAACAUCGUCCAAAACUCUCGCCAGGGGGCCUUGAUAUUUACUGGUCUCUCGGCCUGGGUCACUACCCCGCCACCCUUCGAAGAGGUCUUGGACUAUAACAAGCGUAUCACGUAUAUCUGUCUCCUUGUCGCAUUCGGUGCUACUUGGGGUGGCAUAAUCGUCGGCUCUGCAAUUAUGUACGGGAAUUCGAUGACCGCACCCACUUGGUAUCGCGAGACGUUGAUGUCAACGCGGUCACGGGUUGUGUGCACCCUCGUCCUGCUAGCGUAUCCAUUCUUCGCCAUGGGUGUUUCGACUUCCUUCGGUAUUAUCGGUAUGUCUUCUUCUCGCUACAUGGCGUUCCCCCGACACAAUCGUGAAAGUCGGUGGAUGCGCGCUGCUAUUCUUUCCCCUCAUGAUAUUGUUCGCGUUCUUGUGGACGCAGACGUCUCUGUUACGGCCAAACACAUUGAGCAGACACUCAGUUGA